CAUCCAGCAUAGCACUUUCACUUUGAGCGUCUGAGUGAGGACACACACUCUGUGGCCAGAGGGAGAGACAGAGAAGAGGAGGCCAGUGUCUCUCCCGCUUUAUCCAUUAACCAGGUCUGAGGGAGAGGCGAGUGAUUCAGAUUAGGCCGACCAGGAAGAUUCUAGGUCAGCAGUGAAAGGAAGAAAGGGAUAUAGUAAAAAAAAAAAAAAAAAGAAAGACGAAAAACAAACAAAAGCUCUGAUAGGGAAAGGCUGCAGCCACUCAGGAUUAAGUGGGAAAAUCCAAAGUGAGAGGGCAGGAUGGCGUGAGAGGAUAACUGAGGCAUUUUUUUUUUGGAAAGUACCAAAGGACCUCAAAAGGAAGGAAUGUAUAAGGGCUGUCAACAAGAAGACCAAACAUCAGGCUGUGAAGGAGAAGACGCAGCAGCAACGCACCCUGUGUCAAAGCCCUGAAGAAACCACAGAGGAGGAAACUUAGCCUUUCACAGACUGACACAGAAACCCGUCUGCAGAGAGUUUGCUGUCAACAAGAGAAAUGGAGAAGUGUCCAUUCUUAGAAAGAUAAAAGGAUGUCACUGCCAGUUUUGCUUUUGUUAUCACUCUGGACAGUCCAAUGUGGUGGAUGUGACUUUGAAUCGCAGGUUGUGAAACACAUGAAAGCGACCAUCGACUCUAAUCCGACUGGAUUUCGCACAGUAUUUCCGAAAGAUUACUAUGUAGUGCACCACUACACAAAAAACAUGCUGUGUGACACUGAUCCGUGUUGUGUGUUCCCUGCUGCAGUCGUCCUCCUGGACUCCUGGCACGUCCUCCUCAGAAAUCUCUGGGAUGAGCAUUUAAAUCACUCCUUCAUUCUCGACCUGAAGCAGACACUGGAUAGGAUUAUAAGAAAGAACAGCAACACAGAGAUGUUCCUAGAGGAGACGGAGCUGUCCCAUUUCUCCACAUCUUCUUCUUCUCCUGAGGAACUCCUCAAGCUCACAUCGGACCUUUUCACUAAGUGGCUCGAUGUGGGAUGUUUACCUGACAUUGAAACCUGCACCCUGCCCACUUUGCCCCCCUCCGUGGACAGGAAGGACUACGCUCCAUCGAGGGCGAGACUCUUGACCACUCGCGCCAUCAGCGGUGUGGAGGAGGGACAGCCUUACCAGAUGAUGGACAUCACACAGCCCCCGUCCAGCGGAGCUCCUCUGCACUUCUCUUACUCCGCUUCUGUGUGGAGCCCCUUACUACUCAGACUCUACCACUGGUUGCUGCCAUAGUCACUAUAAAGGAUCCUCUUUGUGUUGAUGCACACAAAAUGCAAGACAUUUCCUGGCACUGAAUGAAUGUUUCUUCUGUUUGUGUCUGUGCUUCAGGCAGUAAGCUUUGAUAAUAUGAAGUGACAUGCAACAGGUUGUAUUUAAUGUCCAAAGUCAGUUUGAAUAGCUACGUCCACUGUCCAACAGUGCUCCUCUAACAACUGAUAUCACAGAUAUUAAACUUAUAGCCAUCCUCUCUAGAGCGAGCCACCGACUCCAGCUUGCUGUGCUCUUUAUGCUAACAAGAGAUAAAUGCUGAGCAAGCCAAUGCACGUAAGCCUUGCCUAUUGAUGUGGAGUUCAUCACUGUUUACAAUGAAUACUAUGUAAAUGUACGAUUUUACAGUCUAUGGGUGUUUACUUUUGUACAUAAAUGUAAAUUAAAGACAUUUAGAUAUAAGCACUUCUAGUUUUUGAUUUAGAUUUGCUUUAAUAUCCCAUCAGUUGCAAGCUACAAUAUAUUUAUCAUGGUGAAAGUAAAUUUACUCAAGUAUUGUACUUAAAGGGACUUUCAAGGUAUUUGUACUUUAGUAUUUCUAUUUAAUUUCACUUUCUACUUCUGCUCAAGUACUGCUCAGAGGGAAAUAUUGUCAUUUUACUCUGUUACAAUUAUCUGAGUUAUAAUUUACAUAUAAAGACUUUACCUGUAAAACAUGUGAUCAAGUUAUAAAAUUUGACACAGUUUAUUGUGUUAUUAAAUCAGCUCCACUUGAAAUAUGAA
Hippoglossus stenolepis (Pacific halibut) is the source of this 2021-nucleotide messenger RNA. RefSeq lists its product as uncharacterized. The coding region runs from base 570 to 1262 and encodes 230 amino acids. The transcript has 5 exons. The record is from RefSeq and is a predicted model, not a curated record. Lineage: Eukaryota; Metazoa; Chordata; Actinopteri; Pleuronectiformes; Pleuronectidae.